AUUCCCAUCACUAUUUAUUUAUUAUGAAUCAGAUAAUUUUUGUAAAACAAAAAUGAUAAAACAGCAAUAAAUAUGGUAAAACCUAGAGCUAUGUACGUGUCAUCAUCUAAAUGGCCCAUUCGUUGGGAAGAGCGUAUCCAACCGUUAAUCCUAUUUCACUGUGCAGAUAAAUACAGAAUAGAGGGACCCUCUCUUCCAGACGACAAGUGGGGGCUCUUCUCCAUUGUUAGGGUUUGUUGUUUCUAUCAACAACGUUAUUUAUUUUUUAUAAAAUCUCUCUUCAAUUCUCAAUUAGUCUUUUUAAUCUUUCGCAGUGCUUCAAAGCUUCAAACCACAGUCAACGUAUCAAAACCUCUGCAAAACACACAGAUGGAAGUGAAUCAUAGCGGCGGCGAUGGUUUCAGUGAAGAAAAAGAUACGCCGGAGACGACGGAACAACAAACGUUGAAUGAGUCGGAGUCUCCGUCGGAGGCGGCGAUGAAAGAAGAGCUCUCUGAAACGGGUAAUCACAAUCAUGACGAGUCUCGUUCAAUGGAUAUUAUUCCGAUUCCGAAUCCGAUUCCGAUGACAAUAACAGUUCCGGCGGCUAAGAAGCCGUCGAAGGACCGUCACACGAAGGUGGAGGGGCGCGGUCGGAGAAUCCGAAUGCCGGCCACAUGCGCCGCGAGGAUCUUCCAGCUGACGCGGGAGCUUGGUCACAAAUCCGACGGAGAAACAAUACGGUGGUUGCUAGAACAAUCCGAGCCUGCCAUCAUUGAAGCAACAGGCACCGGUACUGUUCCAGCCAUCGCUGUUUCCGUCGGCGGGACGCUAAAGAUUCCGACAUCCUCCGCGGCGAGGCCCGACGGGGAAGACGUACCAAAGAAACGAAGGAGGAGAGCUUCAAACAGUGAAUUUGUUGACUUGAACGAACACGCUUCAAUCUGUUCAGGACUGGCCCCAAUAACUCAAACCGCUUACGGCGGCGGAGGUGGCGGUGGUGGUGAAAACGGUGGUGGUGGUGGUCUAGUUCCGUUAUGGCCUGUGGUGAGUAAUGGAGGAUCCAAUACAACAGGGCCAUUUUUCAUGUUCCCGAAUUCAACUAUGAAUCAGCCACAGUUUUGGGCUAUUCCUGCGGCGCCGUUUUUUAAUGGACCCAUUUCAGAUUUUGUUUCUACUCUGCAAAUGCAAAAUCAACUUUCAAAUGCUAAUGGUUCAUCUUCAUCUACUCUGGCUCCUAGUUUGAUCUCAGCUUCUACAUCAACUUGUUCUUCUGCAGUUACUUCUUCAUCUUCGGCUGGACCUACUCAAAUGCUCAGAGAUUUUUCAUUGGAAGUUUAUGACAAGAAAGAGCUUCAGUUUAUGGGUUGUUCUUCUGCAAAUUUAGACUCACCUCCCACUUCAAAGCCUUCAAAUUAAAGCUCUGUUUCUAGAAUAAUAAGCUUAGACUUCACAAGUUAGAAUUUAGACAAUUUCUUUUUUUAAUUUGGAAAAAAGCAUGGAUAGUUUGUGUCUAUCUAAAUUUUGUUUUUUUGGAUAAUGUAAAAGGACAAUUUUAGA
This is a messenger RNA of Lathyrus oleraceus (garden pea), 1539 nucleotides long. Its product is annotated as transcription factor TCP19. Gene Ontology annotation, molecular function: sequence-specific DNA binding; DNA-binding transcription factor activity. Bases 73 to 1398 code for a protein of 441 amino acids. The record is from RefSeq and is a predicted model, not a curated record. Gene Ontology annotation, cellular component: nucleus. NCBI's taxonomy places the organism in Eukaryota, Viridiplantae, Streptophyta, Magnoliopsida, Fabales, Fabaceae. The transcript is spliced from 2 exons.